UUUAGUUGAAGAACUUGUGGAGUUUCACUCAGUACGCUAAUCAUUUUUAAACAAUGCGAUCGCCACCGAUCGAUCUGAAUACACUUUCAACGGAGUUGCACAAAAUUGCACAAGCCAAGACGAAGUUAGAAGAUUUCACGGUGAAGCGCAAUGAGCUGUUGGCUGAAUUAGCCGAUUUCCAGCAGUCCAAAAAAUUCAUCGAAGAAACACAAAAAACGAUCAGUGAUUUGAAUGAAGAAAAGGAUGCCCACAGUGAAAUUAUCCAGCAAAUUAAUAUGGAUAAGCAAGAGCUGGAAAAAAUUAUGAAUUCAGCCAAACAAGAAAAGCGACAAAUGGAAGAAAGUAUUAGUCAGAAGUAUGAGGAGAUAUUUCGGUUGCUAGAACAGACCAACGAGCUAUCACGGGAAAGCGGUAUUAGUGAAGAAGAUCUCAUCUCACCGUCAAUCAUACCACCAAAUAAAAUCGCUCCGAAUAUUUCAUCGGUUGGACCUUUGGCUACUUCAAGCACAAGUGUGCCACCUCUGUUGCGUCACUUUAAGGUUAAUUCAGUACCAGCUGUUGUACAGCGUGCUAUGUUCAAUUUUGAUUCCAUUCUGUUACAAGCAGCAGCACCAGCAAUGGCACGGCCACCAGUCAUGCCGCACGCUUUUCCAACUAGUUCAUCACUUACCAAAGUUGACCAUCAAUCACCGCCCAUGAAGACAUGUCAAUCGUGUUUCCAACAAAUCCAUCGUAAUGCUCCCAUAUGUCCAAUGUGUAAAAGCAAAAGUCGAUCAAAAAAUCCGAAAAAACCGAAGAGGAAGGUGACGGAAUAA
Messenger RNA from Loa loa (African eye worm), 815 nucleotides. RefSeq lists its product as hypothetical. The transcript has 5 exons. Gene Ontology annotation, biological process: positive regulation of neuron differentiation. NCBI's taxonomy places the organism in Eukaryota, Metazoa, Nematoda, Chromadorea, Rhabditida, Onchocercidae. The coding region runs from base 54 to 815 and encodes 253 amino acids. Gene Ontology annotation, cellular component: nucleus. The record is from RefSeq and is a predicted model, not a curated record.